Alosa sapidissima (American shad) is the source of this 5759-nucleotide messenger RNA. It is a transcript of the gene esyt2a, whose product is annotated as extended synaptotagmin-like protein 2a. Gene Ontology annotation, biological process: lipid transport. The coding region runs from base 562 to 3276 and encodes 904 amino acids. The record is from RefSeq and is a predicted model, not a curated record. Lineage: Eukaryota; Metazoa; Chordata; Actinopteri; Clupeiformes; Clupeidae. Gene Ontology annotation, molecular function: lipid binding. The transcript is spliced from 24 exons.
AUGUGGGCAGAGGGCGGGACCACUGGCAGCUCGCUCUCCGCAGAGUUUCAGGUUCGCACGCGAGAUUCUGCCUAUGUGGCAGGCGGAGAGGAUUGACGUUAGCUCGAGCAGGCCGAAAGUAGCGAGGGCGGGGGAUCAACACCGCAAACCAAAAGUUAACCGGGAGAGGUGAAUGAUUAACAACGACGAGAGUGUCCAUUCGAACCAGCCUUAUCUUACUGCCGUCUGAUCCAAUCACUCUCUUUACCUGACGCGCGACUCUCACGCGUCCCCGGACACACUCGAGUCUUCCACCGACCGGUCGCUCCUCACGGGGUCGCUCCAGAGCGAAGGCAUGCGCCGCAGCCACUCCCACACGUACUGACCUUGUUUUGAAACUUUUGGGCUGAGUGUGUGUGUGUGUGAGUGAGUGAGUGAGUGUGUGUGUGUGACAGAGAGAGAGAGAGAGAGAGAGAGAGAGAGAGAGAGAGAGAGUGUGUGUGUGUGAGAGAGAGAGUCUGUGUUUUCGUAAGAGGGAGAGAGUCUGUGUUUUCGUGAAAGGGAGAAGAGACUAGUGAGGAAAUGACCACGGAAGGGCAGGCGACGAGGCCAGACGGUCCCGUGUCGGCGCCACCGAGCCCCGUCAGUCCUCUCGCGCCUGUAGAGCCGGACGACGAGCCGCAGUCGUCGAUCACGGACGCAACGCAGGCAGGGAUUAAGUUCGCCAAAACGUUUGCGCUCAUCUUCCCUAUCUACGUCGUGGGCUAUCUCGAGCUCAGUUUCAGCUGGGUCCUGAUCGGGCUUGCGCUGCUUUUCUGGUGGCGACGGACGCAUGGACACCGGAAUACACACAUCAACCGGGCGCUGGCGUUUUUUGAGCACAAGGAAAAAGCCGUGCGGCAGAGUUUACCAUCAUCCGAGCUGCCACCGUGGGUUCAUUUCCCUGACGUGGAGAGAGUAGAAUGGCUUAACAAGACGGUGAAACAGAUGUGGCCUUUCAUCUGUCAGUUUGUUGAUAAACUUUUCCGAGAGACCAUUGAACCAGCCGUCAAAGGAGCCAACACACAUCUGAGUUCCUUCUGCUUCACCAAGAUAGACAUGGGAGACAAGCCCCUCAGGGUGAAUGGAGUGAAGGUCUACACUGAGAAUGUAGAUAAACGACAAAUCAUCAUGGACCUUCAGAUCAGUUUUGUAGGAAACACGGAGAUUGAUGUGGACAUCCAGAAGUACUACUGCAGAGCAGGCAUCAAGAGUAUACAGCUGCAUGGAGUCCUGCGGGUCGUCAUGGAGCCGUUGCUAGGAGACAUGCCUCUGAUUGGAGCUCUGUCAGUCUUCUUCCUCAAGAAGCCUCUGCUGGACAUCAACUGGACGGGGCUGACCAACAUGUUGGACAUUCCUGGUCUGAAUGAUCUGUGUGAUAACAUUAUUCAGGACAUCAUCUACAGCUACCUGGUUCUGCCCAACAAGAUCAGCAUCCCUCUAGUGGGAGAGACGCAGCUAGCAAAACUACGCUUCCCAAUGCCCAAGGGUGUGCUGCGAGUGCACUUCCUGGAGGCGCAGGACCUGGUGGGGAAGGACAAGUUCCUGGGGGGGCUGAUCAAGGGCAAGUCCGACCCCUACGGGGUCAUCCAGGUGGCCAAUCAGCUGUUCCAGAGCCGCGUCAUCAAGGAGAACGUCAACCCGCGCUGGAACGAGGUCUAUGAGGCAUUGGUGUAUGAUCACCCUGGGCAGAGUCUUGAUAUUGAGCUGUUUGACGAGGACACCGAUAAAGAUGACUUUCUUGGCAGUCUGACAAUUGAUGUGGCGGAGCUGGAGAAACAGCAGAGAGUGGAUGAGUGGUUUCAAUUGGAAGAAGUGGCUUCAGGGAAGCUACAUCUGAAGCUGGAGUGGCUUUCUCUGUUACCUGCACCAGACAAACUUGACCAGGUUCUCAGCGGUAUAAAAGCGGAGAAGGGUCAGGCUGAUGAUGGACUCUCAUCUGCUCUGCUGUUAGUGCACCUGGACUCAGCAAAACACCUGCCGGGUGUGUUUGAGGGCACAGUGGGUGUGGGCUGCCUGAAGGAGAGACGAUCGGCAGGUCUGGUGUUCUGUGAGAACACAUCCUCUCUGUACCGCAGCCUAUUUCGCAAUCCUUUAGAAUUCAAUCAUGCGGGGUUGAAGAAGACUUCUGUCAAUAAAGCACUAAAGUCAGGGAAGAAGGUGACGAGUGACCCAAGCCCCUUUGUGCAGUUCACCGUGGGACACAAGAGCUACGAGAGCAAGACGCGGUAUAAGACCAAUGAACCAGUCUGGGAGGAAGCUUUCACAUUCCUGAUACACAAUCCAAAGACACAGCAGCUGGAGGUUGAGGUGAAGGAUGAGAAGCAUGAGUGCACUCUGGGCACGCUCAGUCUUCCCGUCUCUCAGCUACUGGACGCUGACCAGAUGACCCUAAACCAGCGCUUCCCUCUCAACCAAUCAGGGCCCAGCGCCACACUCAAGAUGAAAAUGGCACUUAGGGUGCUGCGUGUUGAGAAGCUGGAUGUGUCCAAUCAGCCGUCGUCUGUUCAGAUUCGUCGCUCCAGUGUCCCGCCCACUCCCGCCACGCCCCUCCCCUCCAGCAACACACCCCCUCAGGUACACACACACCCUCCUGAGCCGGUGGUGGAGCCGGCUCCCGCACACACACACCCACACACACCGUCACACACCCCCUCGGAGCCGCCCGCAUCGCCACGGAGACUGGAGCAGGGGAGGAGUAUGUCCAGCUUGGCCAUCUCUGAUUCGCUGUCGCAGUUCAACAAGGAGCCAACCCCAUCCAUCGCUUCAGACAUCUCUGCUCCCUACGCCACCCAGGAGCUGCAGCAUCGCCUGGAGCAGCUGCACAAUGGGUCUCCUAGUUCAUUCCCUCUGGGGGAGGUUCAGCUGACGGUCAGACACAGCUCCCAAAGGAACAAACUCAUCGUGGUGGUGCAUGCCUGCAGGAACCUGAUCGCCUUCACAGACAGCGGCUCUGACCCCUAUGUGCGACUCUACCUGCUUCCAGACAAACGUCGUUCUGGAAGACGGAAAACACACACUUUCAAAAAAACACUCAACCCUGUGUACGACCAGACGUUUGAGUUCAGCGUCUCCAUUGUAGAGCUGCACAGGCGGACCCUUGAUGUGGCAGUAAAGAACGGAGGAGGAAUACUGUCCAAACACAAAGGCCUUCUGGGAAAGGUGUUGGUGGAUCUGUCCCAUGAAGUCAUCUCCAAGGGCUGGACCCAGUGGUAUGAGCUGAGUGAAGAUGGUUUGAGGAAACCCUCUCAGCUGUGAGAAUGAUACAAGAAGAAAACUACAAAUCCCAGCUGUGACGGACUACAAAUGGCCGCCCUGCUGAAGCGUUGUGUCUUAGCGCGCCUGCACAAUCUCUAUGUAUCCAAGGAGUUUUUUAUUGUUGUAACUUUUACUCGUUAUUUUACAUACAAACUUACAUCCUUUUUUAAUGUUUAUCUCCUGAUCAUUAUGCAAUGGGCCGCGUGGUACAGUGACUUUGUGUAGCAACACACGCACACAUACACACACACACACACACACACACACAGACACACACACACUAACUGCCCUGUGGUGUCUGCUACUGAAAGGGAAAUGGCUUCAUUUUGCUCACCAAAACCCAUUCAGUAAGGAAGGAGGGAGAGAGAGAAAGAGAGAAAGAGAGAGAGAGAGGGAGGAGAGAGAAAGAGAGAGAGGAGAGGAGAGAGGAGAGGGAGGCGAGAGAAAGAGAGAGAGAAAGAGAGAGAGGAGAGGAGAGAGAGAGAAGUGAGAGAGAGGAGGAGAGAGUGAGAGAGAGGAGGAGAGAGGAUGGGAGACAGAAAGGGACAAGGAGCUGAAGGGAUUCUGAACCAAAUGAAAGUAGACAGAAGUCUCUUUCUCACACAUACACACACAUACAUAGCACUGACCACACCCCCACGGUCAUGGUCACGCCCCCAUGACCACACCCACCACUCUGACCACACCUACAACACUUGCCAUGCCACCACAGACAUGGUCACACCCACAACCCUGACCACGCCUACAAUCAUGACUACGCCCACAUCACAUCCAUACGCCUGGCCACACCCACACCACUGGCCACACCCACAUCCCUUACCACGUCCAUACGCCUGGCUACACCCACAUCCCUGGCCACACCCACAUGGUCUGCCCUGGUCCCUAGCUUAGUUUACCUUCAGGGAUCCUCUUCAUGUCCCCACUGCUGGCUUCCUUCCAGUCAACAUCAACAACAUCAACAUCAACAACAUCAACGUCAACAACAUCAUUAACGUCAACAACAUCAUCAACGUCAGGUGACCUGUAGGAACUACAGAACACGUAGCCCUAAGUCCACCCACCCAAUCCAAUCCACCAGCUCUGGCCUCAGUCAGCUCUGCCCCCCAGCAGCCCUGACCCCACCCACUACACUCAACCCCGCCCUCCAGCAGCCCUGACCCCACCCACUACACUCAACCCCGCCCCAGGGGUCCCAGCUCAUGUUAAUCCUCUGGCCUGUUAGAGCUACACAUCUUAGCGUAGCUUCAUCGCUUCAACAUGACAUUACACUCAUCUGGCCUGUUAGAGCUACACAUCUUAGCUUAGCUUCAUCGCUUCAACAUGACAUUACACUCAUCUAACUGUACCAUCCCCCUUUGACUUAGCUACUCAGAACUGAACGAUAUUACCAACAUACGCCACCAUGUGUUCAUGUAACUGCAUCACACGCCACCAUACUGUAUAUCCAUAUAAGUGCAUCACACGCCACCUGCUGGUAUAUCUAUAUAACUGCAGCUGUAUAACGAUCAUGUAUCUUGUUCAAACCCAUGUAUCUGUUCAUGUAACUGUACUCUCACACGUUAUUUUGUUUAUUUGGCUUCAUCUUCAUCCACACUCACACAUGCACACACACACACACCAGUCUGCAUAUGUGUGUAGGUUGACUGUUAUAGGCCAUUAGGUCACAGUUGGAAGUUUACCUGUCUGUACUGCCACCUGAGAGGGUUUUUGAGAUGCGGUUUACACAUCACGACCAGAUCAUGGUAUCAUGCUCACAUUCCUGUGUUCUUUGUUGCAAGACUGUUCUUCACAUUGUUGUUUUUUUUUUUUUUAAAUGGAAAUAGUAUAAUUAUGUAAACAUUAUUUUCUCCUGAAAAUGCUGCACCACAUACGCUGAGUCUUGUAUUUUCCUCUGGAUGCUAGUCAGUCAGCCUAACAGAUGCGGAUGUUAGUCAGCUCAGAGAUCAGAAUGCUAGUCAUCCAUCGAAGCACACGCCACCACACACACCUGCAUGAAAGGGACAAGUACACUAUCGCUGCUGUGCCAACAACCGGGCUAAUGCUAGUUCAGCGCUGAGGCAUGUGUGGUUAGUGCUCUCUGACUUUGAGAGCUGGAGCUAAUGUUAGCGCCAUGUUAGCGUCAUGUUAGCACCAUGUUAGCGCUGUAUCUGUUCUAUGCAGAUGGCAAUGUUAACAUUAGUGCAGCAUGAUGGAUGGACACUGAUGCUAGCGUUAGCACAGUAGGUUUAUGAUAGCUGAAUACUGAUGUUACCUCAGUAAGUCUGUAAUGUAUACACACUGAUGCUAGCGUUAGCUCCAGGAAUGCUGGUGCGUUUCACCGCUACCCAUUGGUUAUCCUCUAGAGGGGAGGGGCAUGUGCUAGCCACUCCCACUAAUUGUGCCUUACACCCCACCCCCAGUCCCUGCAGGAGCUUCAGAGUGCCUCAGUUUUACCUGUCUACCAAUAAAAAGCUGUGGUUGUAGCCAUGGUAACAAACCUGUUG